Messenger RNA from Chara braunii, 955 nucleotides. NCBI's taxonomy places the organism in Eukaryota, Viridiplantae, Streptophyta, Charophyceae, Charales, Characeae. The record is from the annotation of a GenBank genome assembly.
CCUCAGCCAGGUUGGACUCUCUCUCUCUACACCGGAGGUUAUCAUCCUGGAGCUUCUUCCUUUUGCGUCGCCUCAAUGAACCGGCACCGCCUCUCGACCGUCGGGCUUCCCUCAGAUCUCCCUACCUUCUGGCAGUCCGCUACGGACGUCCCUCUCUCUUUGCGGAUCCGACAGCUGGACGUGCCGAUCCUCGACGUGGGCAAGUGGGCAGGGUGGUGGAAUGCAUACGUCGCACUUAGCUUCCGUCUCCUCGAGGUGAUGUUCCAUUGGGUGGAGCCGACCGACAAAGACGAGGAGGACGAGAUUCUUGACGACAAGGUGGAGUUGUUGAUCGUCCAAGCUUGGAGAAUGGACACGGAGGGAGAACUGUUGGGGCUUCUAUUCGGGAAGCUCAGGGACGGCCAUCUGGAGCCAAUCACGAACGAGGUCCUGGUGUUCCUGGCGCAGCUCCUGGACGUUCUGCUCUUGGAUAUCAUUUCGUGUUGCGACGAGCGGCCCGCGGUAGCGACGUUUACCCGUACAUUGGUACCGCAUUUACUGUGGUCCACGUGUACGGAGCUUGACGGUGACAAUUGCUACUACCCCUCCUCAGGCCACAACCUGGCCAUCGACGUGACCGACCUCACCUUGUGGGAUCCGAUCGUCCGAAGAGUGGAGGUGGAAGGGGUAGCUAACGAUGCAGAGGAAGAAAGAGAAGAGGAAAGCGAAGAAGAAGACGAAGACGAAGACUCGGAGGCGGAAACCAACGAUCCCGAUUACCACGAGUCAGAGGAGAGUCAGUUGGGAGGGAGUGGGCCGGAUGAAUCAAAUAGCCCCGACGAGCCGAGCAAGGAAAAGGACGAGGUGGCAGCCCAGAGGAGGCGAGAGAGGGCGGAAGGAAAGCGGUCAGUGAAAGGAAUCGGACAGGCUAGCAAUGCAGCUGUCACAAGGUGAUCCCACGUGCAAUCUAGAGCCG